GAUUUGUCUUUCUCUUUAGCUGUCUCAAUUUCUGUAUGCCACUAUCACUAUCACGGCGUCAGGUUGUUUCAUUAACUUUUUCUUUCUUCAUCCUUUCCUUGAAUGUCAUUGGUUUCUUUGAUUCUUCAACAGGAGUCUAGCGUUCUUCAUUCGAGAUUUUACAUUUGAGAUUUUGAUUCAAGGAUUACCUAGUGUUUUAUUUCAUUAUGAGGUCCACUGUUUCCCUUACUUUUGUUCUCCUCUCUUUCUUUCCUGAUGUAAUUUUUGCACAAAAUUCCUUCCUAACAUCUACUUCUACCUCGACACUCACCACAUCUACCCCAAUAUCAAGUACCGCUAUAAGUUCCUCUCAGUCUCAAUUACCAGCCGAAACGCCGUCCCUAUCACUUACGACCACCAUAUCCCUUACUCCAGCCAUGUCCUCCAGCUCCGUUGCAUCGUUUUUUUCCGCACUUGCAACAUCUGAGCCCUCAGCACCCAACGAUCCACCAGCCGGGGAUGCCGCGAGUUCGGGCGGAAGUGCCGGAGCCGAUAGCGAUGCAGGUGCGUCUGGGACUUCGAGUGGUGGUGUUCAGUUGUCGAAUGGAGCUAUGAUUGCGAUUAUUAUUGCUGUGAUUGGCGUGUGUCUUUUUGGAAUAAUCUCGGCAAUACUCUUUUACCUUGCCAAGAAACGUUCCUGGGAGGUUCGCAAGAAGCUACGGGCUUCAGCACGCAAAGUAGCCGUUGCAUUAACACCCAGAAGAGCUACAUUCGGCAAAGAUGUGCAUAAAAGACCCAGUGGUCGUGGAUUGGAGAGAAUAGACGAAGUACCGCCCACGCCCAAGAUAUCGAAGACAUUUGUGAGUGUGAACGAUGUGGAGAAAGGAGAAGGGAAGAUGAUGGAAUUCGAAUUGUCGGAUGCGCCGAAGUCGAAAUGGGCGAGGAAGAUGGGAAAUGAAAGAUAGAAGGUGAUGAUGGCUGCUGGGUCGGCUUUUGUUUUGUGUUUUGAUGUACGAAUGUUUGAUACCCAUGGAAUGAAUGAUAUGAAUUGGAUGAAAUUUGUGGAUAAUCCCUCCGUUCUGCGAAUAAUGGCAUUUGUUUUUCUGGGAAGCAUAGUUUGCA
This is a messenger RNA of Botrytis cinerea B05.10, 1101 nucleotides long. RefSeq lists its product as hypothetical. Bases 207 to 944 code for a protein of 245 amino acids. Lineage: Eukaryota; Fungi; Ascomycota; Leotiomycetes; Helotiales; Sclerotiniaceae. The record is from RefSeq and is a predicted model, not a curated record. The transcript has 2 exons.